Messenger RNA from Lotus japonicus, 5937 nucleotides. RefSeq lists its product as uncharacterized. Lineage: Eukaryota; Viridiplantae; Streptophyta; Magnoliopsida; Fabales; Fabaceae. Gene Ontology annotation, biological process: tRNA methylation. The transcript has 35 exons. Gene Ontology annotation, molecular function: RNA binding; tRNA (guanine) methyltransferase activity. Bases 104 to 5620 code for a protein of 1838 amino acids. The record is from RefSeq and is a predicted model, not a curated record.
CGCGAAGAAUUGCCAUUUGACGUUAGGUGGGGCACGCAGUUGAGGGUUUAGCAACCGAAACAUUAGGGUUUUACCUCCACCCUCCCAGCAGCAUCUGAGAACAAUGAGUUCAAUGUCCGAAGCAGGUUCCAUGGCUUCUGUGGUCGCUUCGCUAUCGAAAAGCUUCAGUCAAGUGCCACCUUCAGCUGUUCCGGCGAUGCUGGAUUGCAUCAUCUUGACCACUGGUUUGUCUCCUCGCUCGCUCUUCGAUUCGCUUCUCCAUGAUUUCCCUCGUCUUCUCAAGGAUAUUAUCACGGAAGAUAAGAAUUUGGAUUCUGAUCACCGUCUCCAUCUUGUGUCGCUGGUGGGCGCAUUUUGUCACCUCCUGAAGAAAAUAGGGGCUGAUUGUGAUGCGGCAGUAUCUUUUGUGCGGAGAUGUUUUCUUCCUUUAGCUAAGGCGCUGCAGCCAAAUCAGCAUGACUUGCUGAAUCAGAUCGUAGAAUCGUUCAUGAGCGUUGUGAUUGAAACUUGCACCUGGGAAGUUCUUGAAGCAACUUUAGUGCCGGUUUUUUUAAGGUCACUUGGCCUUUCCAUGGGUAUGGUACAUAAUGGCAAUUUUGAUUUUUAUGAAUGGAGUGACAAAUCAUCUCACCAGGAUUUGAAUGAUGCAACGGACAAGGAACUCUUGCUGUCUUCAUCAAAUUGUUUCAAAUUGGCAACAUCGUGCAAUGUUUUGUCUGUAAUUAUGGAAACCACCCUUCAGUUUCUGCAAUCAGACACAAUAUCUAAAUCAGCAGAAAGAAAAUGGUGUAUUGCAGAUAAGUUUGUUAAAGUCUUGACUUGGGAUUUGUGUAAUAUGACUGAACGGAUGCUUUUACAUAGUCCAGAGCACAGGUCUUGUGCAGUUGGCUUUCUUCUUCCUAUCAUUCUCAAAGCAUUCCCUGCCAAUUGCUUAUUUGAAAUCUUGAUUCGUGGGCAGAAACACGGUUUUUCUCGGGAGUAUUUCUUGAUCAAAAUGUGGAACUGCUGCAGAACAUUAUUUUCAAUGGGACCUUUGGAGAGAAGAGAGGGAUAUAAUAUACUCUCUUUGUAUUUCUCUUUUUCUUGGUCUACAGAUGAAUAUCAAGAUGCUAAUAGUGAUACUAUCAUUAAAACUGAAGAAUUUGACAUAAGAGCAGAAAAAGAGUUCUGGGAUGAAAUAAAGAUGGGGCUGGUUGACAAGGAGAAUUCAGUGAGAAAGCAAAGUUUACAUAUAUUGAAGAUUGCUCUGAAUAUACAAGAUGGAACUAAUUCUGUCUCCCACAUUUCAAAAAGGAAUACUGAUGGAAUGCACUCAGUACCUCAUUGUGUGACAAAAAGGGAAAUAUGGGCUGACAAGGAAGCCAAGUCACUUGGCGUUGGGAAGCUUUCAACGUCAGAUGACCAGAUUUUUAACAGCCAGCAAUAUUGGGAUGCAUUUGUGCUUUUAUAUGAAAUGCUUGAAGAAUAUGGUACUCAUUUAGUUGAAGCAGCUUGGAAUCAUCAGGUCUCUUUGUUGCUUCAGUUCUCUAAGUCAUAUCUCAGUGUUGGAAACAUCAUGCAUAAAGUUCAACUAGAUCAAUUUGAAAUAUAUGGUGAUACUUUUGAUUGGUUAUCUAUUUUGUGGGAACGAGGCCUUCAUCAUGACAACCCUCAAGUAAGGUGCCUGAUCAUGCAGUCUUUUCUUGAUAUUCAUUCGGAGAAUUGUGGGAACUACAUAAAAUUGGUGCCUGAAACUUUUGUCAUUGGUCCAUUUAUUCAAGGGAUGAAUGACCCAAUACACCACAAAGAGUUUGGUGUGAAUGGGGUUUAUAUGUCACACGUGAUUGAAGGUGCAGCCCAGUUUAUGCGGCAUUACGUUGGGUUUCUAGCUCCAAGGAAACGCUUUGCAUUUUUAUGUAAUUUAGCAUCUACUGCUAAACAUCAACCUUUUGGACGAGCUGGACUUAUGGGCCUUGCUGAAUGCAUUGCUUCAGCUGCCUCUGGCAUAGGAAUACUUAUCCAUGCCAGGACAGAGUCAUACAAAGGCACGUCACUUGUGGAUUAUGUUUCUGGAUUUGAAAAUGAGGCUGAUAAAAAAGAAUUACUGGAUAUCUUUAGAUAUGUUGUCGGGAGAAGCAAGCAACAUUUUAAUCCCAGUUACCGACUUCAAGUUUGUCGAAAAAUUCUGGAGGCUGCUGUUUCCGUGGUGUGUACGUUUGAUAUUCCUCUUGAAACUCUUAUGCUUUUCAUUUCAGCAUUGCCACGGGAAUUCACAGAUUAUGGUGGUCAGUUAAGGUUGACUUUGCAAAGUUGGCUUUUGGGUUGUAGCUACACGGAUUUCUGUACCACUUGCUGUACUAAUGAAAUGAAGCUCUGGAAGAGUCUUUAUGACUUCCCAGAGAGCUUUGUCAGUGGUCAUCUUUCCAUUGAUAUUUCUUUUAACUAUGGUGAUGAUGACUUGAGUGCAUGGGAGUUUGAAGCGAAUAGAUGGGCUAGAGUUCUUUUCCUGGCAGUCAAGGAGGAACAUUUGCUGGAACCCAUUUUAAUGUUCAUUCAAGACAUUGGUUCUAAUAUCUUUAAACAGAACGACGAUACAAAAUACAUAGCAGUCAAAUUCUUGAUUCUUGCCUCGAGCUUCGUUCUGGAGCUUCGCAGAACAAAGGAAAGAGUGAUUGAAUGUGGUAAUAAAGUCAGAAAAAACUUGGGGAGUGCCUUCCCUGGUGUAGUUGAUGACCUGAGUUUUAUAGAUGACGUUUCUGAGAAGCUUAUUGACAAAUUUCUUUAUUUAUUGGAUGAUCUGGUUCAGUUUGCAAACCAGUCUUGUUCUGUUUUCUGGGCUGGUGUUGUUGCAGAGGACACUUCACUACCUGGUGCAGUGAAAGGAAAACUCGGAGGUCCUAGUCAAAGGAGGUUGUCAAUUUCUGCCACCACUACUGUAUUGCAGGCGAAGAUGUCAGUUAAGGUGAUAUCAUUAUUCUUGUCAUGGUGUACACAAAUUAAAAGAGAUGCUCCCCUUAACUCUGCUUUCACUCUUAUGUGGCAAUUCUUCUGGAGGACUACUAGAUCUCCACCUUCUUGCUCAGAGACACAAGCAGAAGUUUGUCUUGCGGCAUAUGAAACGUUGGUCUCUGUUCUUAAAGUUCUAACUUCCACAUACUUUCCCCAAAAUUUUCAUCUCAUUGAGGAGAAUGAGCAUUUGUUUUCAGAGACAGAAGGAAGGCCUCAGUUAGAUUACAUGUGCACAUCUUUUAUUCAGAAUAUCAAUGAUCUUCUUGGAGCAGGAAUUUUGGCAAGAUCUCGAAAGGCUGUUUUGUUGGAUAUAAAGUGGGUGUGCUUGGAAUCUUUGUUGUCAAUUCCUUCUUAUGCUCUCAAGAAUGGGUUUCAUUUGGAGGAAAACCACACUUUCUUCUUAGAUGGCACUCUGAGAUACAUUUUUGGUGAUCUUGUUGAGAGCCUUGAAAAUGCUGGAGAAAGUUCUGUUUUACCCAUACUAAGAUCACUCCGGUUGUUAUUUGAGCUAGUUGCCAAAGUGACAUCAACUGCAAUUGUUUCCUGCUGUCAUUUGAUAGACUCACAGAUGAUGUGGAAUUUGGUCCAUUCAUCUUGGAUAUUGCAUGUAAAUUGCAACAAGAGAAGGGUUGCUUCUAUUGCUGCUUUGUUGUCAUCUGUUUUGCAUCCUUUUCUAUUUAAUGAUGAGAGAAUGCAUCAAACUGACAAUGCACCUGGACCCCUGAAAUGGUUUAUUGAAAAUCUUCUUGAGGAAGGCACAAAAAGUCCUCGUACAAUUCGUCUUGCAGCAUUGCACAUAACAGGGUUAUUGCUCUUAAAUCCUAGGAUUAUAAGAUUCUAUCUGAAGGAGCUUAAACUGCUCUCUCUCUAUGGUUCAGUUGCGUUUGAUGAGGAUUUUGAAGCUGAACUAGGUGACAACAAUGAUGCAAGACUGGAAGUCUCGUUGUUGGCCAGGAGCCCUGAUCCUGAACUGACUGAAGCAUUUAUUAACACAGAGCUGUAUGCACGUGUAUCAGUUGCUGUUAUGUUUUGCAAGUUGGCAGACUUGGCUUGUAUGGUGGGAUCACCAGAUGAAAAUGCACAUUGCAAGGCGGCACUAGAAUCUGGCAAAUCAUUUCUGCUUGAGCUUCUGGACUCUGCGGUAAAUGAUAAAGAUCUUGCAAAGGAGUUAUACAAAAAAUAUAGUGCUAUUCAUAGACGCAAAAUACGUGCUUGGCAAAUAAUAUGUGUCUUGUCACCAUUUGUUGAAGAAGAUAUAGUUGGGAAAGUUGUAGAUUACAUGUACAUAUCACUUAACAGAAAUAACUUACCUGCUGUUCGUCAAUAUUUAGAAACAUUUGCAAUCAACACCUAUUUGAAGUUUCCAUCACUUGUCAAAGAACAAUUGGUCCCUAUAUUGCGGGAUUAUAACAUGAGACAGCAGGCUCUAUCUUCAUACGUAUUCAUUGCAGCUAACGUCAUUCUCCAUUCAUCUAAAGAUGUUCAACCGAGGCAUUUGGAUGAAUUGUUUCCUCCUUUAGUUCCAUUGUUAACAUCACAUCAUCACAGCUUACGUGGUUUUACACAGUUACUAGUUUAUCAAAUUCUACAUAAACUGUUUCCAUUGUUGAAUGAUGGAUCUUCAGAGAUACUACCUUUGGAGAAGAGGUGCCUUGUUGAUUUGAAAUUAUACCUUGCAAGGAAUUCUGAUUGUGCACGCUUACGCGCGUCAAUGGAAGGAUAUCUUGAUGCUUACAACCCAAAUAGCUCUGUCACACCUGCUGGAAUUUUCGUCAAUCGAGUCGAGGAGGAUAAUUUUGAAUGUGUUCCAACAUCUCUCAUGGAGCAAGUUCUCAAAUUUUUAAAUGAUGUUAGAGAAGAUCUACGGUGUUCAAUGGCAAAGGAUGUGGUGACUCUCAGAAAUGAGACUUUAAAGUCCUAUGGGGAUACAAAUUGCAUGAAAAAUGUAUCUGGUGACACUGAAGGAAUUGUGCUCAAAGAUAUGUCUUCAGAUUUCCAGAAAAAGGUUACUUUAGCCAAACAUAACAAGGGGGACAAUGAGGCAGGUUUCCUUUAUAGCAAUGAUGAAACUUACAGAAAAAUGGCUGAGAUAGAAAGGGAUGAUCUCCUGCUGGAUCAAUUAUUGCAGUCAAAAAGAUCAUCUCUAGAUCAACAAAAGGCAAGUCGACAGAAUUGUAUCCUUGUAGCAUCACUGCUUGACCGCAUACCCAAUCUUGCUGGUUUGGCACGUUCAUGUGAGGUAUUUGGAGCAUCAGGGCUGGCCAUUGCUGAUAAAAAUAUCAUAAGUGACAAACAGUUCCAACUAAUCAGUGUGACAGCUGAAAAGUGGGUUCCUAUAAUAGAACUCCCGGUAGAUAGCAUAAAGGCGUACUUACAGAAAAAGAAGAGAGAAGGAUAUUCCAUCUUGGGUUUGGAACAAACUGCAAACAGUGUAGCCCUUGAUCAGUAUGUCUUUCCACAAAAAAUGGUCCUUGUUCUCGGCCGAGAGAAAGAAGGUAUACCUGUGGAUAUAAUUCAUAUUUUGGAUGCUUGCAUUGAAAUUCCUCAACUUGGGGUUGUUAGAUCUCUCAAUGUUCAUGUCAGUGGCGCUAUUGCUCUCUGGGAGUACACUAGACAACAGAGAUCUCGUUAGCUUGUGAGUAGCUGUUAAUAUAGGUUUCCAGCUCGUGAGUAAACCUGGCUCACAGGUGGGCUGUGUUGUAAAAGAAAAUUAAUUCCCAAUUAUUUGGGUUAUAAGUGGGUUGGCUCACUUAACCGGCGGCGGUUAGUUGAGUUGGGUUGGGUUGAGUUUUUUUAUUUAUUUAACUUAUUUUAUUUUAUUCAUUCAAUUUUUGAAUUUAAUUUAGGUGAAUAAACCUGUUUAACCUACCAGCGGACUUCGAUCAAGCUGGGUUGGCUAUUUCUUGGCUAAAAUUUAGAGCGGGUCUGAUUUAUUAUACUUUUGUUAAA